AUGGCCACACGAUCUACGUCCAUCCCAGCCGGCGAGCCGACCACACUUGUUAUAGUCGCCAAAUCUUUGAGUGUGAUGGUCGCUGUGGUGCGCUAUCCGCUCGAGCUUUGUCUGCAUACUUCGUCGCCGGCUCCAUCUACCCUACUGCUAUCGGCUUCGUUUCUCAACGCCAUCUUCAGCGGAACCAUUCUUCGUACCUUCUCCCUAACACUCGAUACCCGACAGCCGGCACAGCUAUCCUUGUUCGCUUCUCAGGCCAUUAUCACCGCUUUCGCCUCGUUACAGACGCUACUCAGCACUGCAAGACACACCAGCUUGCACUCACAGACUCUUCAGGAUCAAGCUGAGGGAGCUGCAUCAUCGCCCAAGGACCAUCCCGACCUCAUUCGCGGCUUAUUGGCCCGAGCAUUUGUGCUUUGGCAUUUCCCCUUGCUUCGCCGCGGGUUUCGGGCCAAGCUGACAUACGGCGAUCUGUACACCUCUCCGCCUCGAGUACAAGCACAUGCACUGGCACGCCUUUUCGAGUAUCAUUGGGAUCGUGCCUGCACAUCCUCCAAGGGCCGGAAUGAGGGCUACUUCCGUAUCUUGGUCGCCAGUGUGCGCGCAUUCGGAAGCUAUUGGCUCGCUCCCAUGCUUCCCAAGCUCGUGGUCACGCUCGCUCAGUUGGCCCAGCCCAUUGUUUUUGGCGACUUGAUUGCCUUUGUUUCCUCCUAUUCUCAAGCCACCUCCGAGGCAACCUUUGUUCCACAGUUGCCAUCCCGUGGAUGGGCACUCGCAGGAUCCGUCUUCAUCAUCUACGGCCUCAUUACCAUCUUCACAGGAAUCUACUGGCAACACGUCUACCGGUCCACCUUUGUCUUUCGUUCUGCCAUGAUUGCAUCCGUGUACCGCCACGUGCUGCACAGAGCCGUUCCACUUCCAGCUCUCGAAAUGCGACCUGACAAUCCUGUCACUCCUCAAGAUCCCGGGACUGCAGGCUCCUCGAGCCCGGCUGCUUGCGCUACGCAAGACCAAUCAACUUCCGCCUCAACUGCAGCUUCAGAUCCUGUGGCUAUCAUCUCUGCCGACAUUGAAACAUUGGCGACGGUGCUAGAACAGGUUCACGAGAUCUGGUCAGCACUCAUCACGAUCGGUGUCGCCUCUUUGCUCUUGUAUGCUCGCCUGGGUCUAGCUUUCCUGGUCGCCCUCUCUUCGAUCGUCAUGCUCUUGCUCUCGGCCAGUUUGCUCGCGCGGGUGAUCCCGGCCAAACAGAAGGCAUGGUUUGAGGCAACCGACAAGCGCGUCACACUAAUUAGUGUGCUCAUGCAUCGAUUUGAGCAGGUCAAGAUCAAUCUCGCCGAGGCAUACUUCAUACAAAAAGUGACCGCGCUACGAGAAUCCGAGAUCGCAGCCAUGCGCAUCUUCUACCGAUGGAUGGCUCAGGUCGCAGUUCUGGCAACCUCGCUGAUGAACAUCACAACGCUCGCCACCUUUGCCGUUGCCUAUGCAGUUAACCCCGGAAAGAGUGGCAAGCCCCUUGAUUCGGCGACGGUCUUUUCUGCGCUGACCAUCGUCAACAUGCUCGAGGCACCUGUCAACAAUCUGGCUCAGAACGGCUCGAAACUACUAUCGGCUACCGCAUCCCUCGAGCGCAUUCAGUCGUUUCUCGUAGCACGCGCUGUUCCUCCGACCACCGAUGGCAUUGAAAAACCACAUGUCGUUUCAAUUCAGAGCGAUGUCAAGGGGUCCAGCCACCAGUGCCUCGGGCAAGACCCAGCCCCUGUUCCGUCGCAGGUCCGUUCCUGGCUUGCUUCUGUCAAUAUCGUGGUUCCUGCUUCCUCAGCAGCUUCAGACGAUUCACAGUCCACACGGCUCGUGCUCUUGCACGGACCCAGUGGAAGUGGCAAAACCACACUGCUGCGACAUUUGCUUCGUAAUCAAACCCUACUCGCCGGUGGUGACUCCAUGCCCCGAACAAGAGGCACAUUUAUGGUCCCGAUUGCCUUUUGUCCCCAGGAUCCUUGGCUCUUUGAAGGUAGCAUUCGCGAGAAUGUGAUCCUUGAUCAGCCCUUCGACGCCAAGCAAUUCCAAUUGGCGCUCGAACUCAGUCAAUUAGCUAGCGACGUUGAUACGAUGGCUUCGCGAGACAACACAAAGGUUGGGUCUGAAGGAUCCAAUCUCAGCGGUGGACAAGGCCAUCGCGUAGCGUUGGCCAGGGCUCUCUAUUCCGGUGCAAAGGUCAUUGUGCUUGAUGACUCUUUAUCUGCUUUGGAUGCCGGAACCUCAACUGCAAUUGUUCAGAACGUCUUGCAUCCGCAGCGUCGCCAUCGCCUCUUGCAAGACACCACCAUCGUGAUAGCCUCUCAUUUGGACGAAUUGCAGGAUAUCUGCAGUCUGCGGUGCUCUGUUGCUGCUUGGCGCAUUUGUGAGACUCUCAUAGUGGAACCAUGUCAGCGUUGGAGGGAGAUGCAUGGAAAUGUGGCCACGGAAGACAUACCGCUUGGACCAUUGGGGCGUAACCAGAACGAUGAUAUCUCUGGUCAACAUGAGGAUGACCAACACAACAACUCGGAGGAGGACCAUCCAAGCGAGUCAAGCAACCACCAGGAGCAGUCUAGGGCAAAACGCAGCGAAGCCGAUGACAAUGGACAGACGCACGUCCAUGCCAAUUUGACAGGGAUCAAGUCCAAGCCGACUCGGUUCUUCUUUGAAGGCACAAGCAUGACCGUUCUCGCCUUGGCAUUUGUGUUCUGCGUCCUGGCCAAUGCUUCAACAUACGGUGUGCAGGUCACCCUCGAGCAAUGGGUCAAGCACUCCGGCCAUGGGAGACUCCAACAAGCUGGGCUUUAUCUCGGCCUCAUGGGCAUGCUCACCCUGCUCAGCUUCGUGACCUUUUUCGUGGCCGCACUUAUCUACUUUGACCGUUUGGUGGUUCAAGCUUCUCGAAAUACACACGCUUCAGCACUGCGGUCUUGCUUGCAACGUAGCAUCUCCGCCUUCGCCAGUAUCAGCGCUUCGAUGGUCGUCAAUCGCCUCUCCACUGAUCAGUUCAUCUGCGACUUUGAAUAUGCAGCUGCCUUGUUCAACUUCGUCUUUCUGUUGGUGGGAUUGUUGGCGUCGUUGGUUCUCAUCUUUCUAGCAGCACCUCUGGCUGCAGCCGCAAUUCCAGUUCUAGCCGCCGGCUACUACUAUUUGCAGGAGUUGUACCUGCGCAACUCAAGACAAUUCCGAAGCAUGGAUCUGGAAGCACGAACAGCGCUGUUCAACGCGAUCAAAGAAACGGACCAAGGCGUCGAGGUGGUGCGAGCGCUUGGCAGGACGGACUGGAUCGAGGGCCGAGGCAUGGCUCUGAUUGAACGGGCUCAGAUGCCUUACUUUGCCCGCCUUUCCUCGCUGCGCUUUCUACGUAUGGGGCUGUACACGAUCACAUGGAUCUUGGCCACCCUUCUGGCCAUCUUGAGCAUUGCCCUGCGCCGCUCUUCCUCGUCAAGCUCACUCGGACUCGCGCUCACUAACGUCACAUCUCUAUCCGUCAUGCUCAACUCAACGCUGCAGACCUGGGUGUUGCUCGAGACGGGUAAGGUGGCAGUGCAAAGGCUGGAAGCCAUUGCCAGGGACAAGGUCGAGGCACCACACACAAGGUCCGAGAGUGUGUGCCUUGAUGUUGGUGCAACUGCGGUGGCGGUGGUGAACACGCCGUGUUUGGAAUGGAGGGAGUUCGGUGCUCGCUAUUCAUCCAACGGUCCACUCGCAGCGCAGUCAGUCAACCUUGCCGUGCCGCGUAACAGCAAGGUGGGCAUUUGCGGUCGCAGUGGAAGCGGCAAAAGCACAUUGCUCAAUAGUCUGGUUGGCACAAUCGACAGCAAACUCACCUCGGGCGAGCUACGCAUUCACGGUCACAACAUCAAUCACUUGAGCCUCGAACAGGUUCGUUCUUGCUUGAGCCUGGUAGCACAAAAGCCCUUCGUUUGGCAAAGUAGCAUCCGAGAGGUCUUGACUAUGUCUGUCGACUCGGAUGAGGCUGCUACCGAUGCCGAGAUUUGGUCUGCUUUGCGCUCCGUCGGUCUCGAUAACCUUGUUGCUUCGACCACGCUGAAACUGGACAGCAUCAUUUCAGACAUCGAUGUCGAUGAAGGUGGCAGUGCAACUGCUCAAGAGUCGCAACACGGUGGCGCAAAGCCGGCUCGAGGACAGCUGAAUCUUUCGAGAGGACAGAAACAGCUUCUGUGUAUGGCACGAGCUAUACUGCAGAGCAAGCACCGAUCCAUCCUGGUCCUCGACGAGGCGACUAGCAGUUUGGACCACGAAGCAGAGCUGAUGCUUAUCAAGACCAUUCAAAGCCAGUUUGCAGACCAAACAGUGUUGGCUGUUGCCCACCGGCUCGUGACCCUGCUCGAUUUCGACCAAGUCUACGUGAUGGACAAGGGUCGCAUCAUCGAGUCUGGAUGUCCCCGAGAUCUGCUUGUCCAACAAGGCUCUGUGUUCAGGGAACUGGCCGCUUCACAAGGGUUGACGAACAACCUCUGA
Molecule: messenger RNA, 4506 nt
Organism: Sporisorium graminicola
Lineage: Eukaryota; Fungi; Basidiomycota; Ustilaginomycetes; Ustilaginales; Ustilaginaceae
Exons: 1
Coding region: 1-4506 (1501 amino acids)
Biological process (GO): transmembrane transport
Cellular component (GO): membrane
Molecular function (GO): ATP binding; ABC-type transporter activity; ATP hydrolysis activity
Source: RefSeq, a predicted model, not a curated record